UCUGCAAUGUAGCUGCAACACGGCAGUUAUAAUCUGUGUUUGCCGAGAUGAAUGUGACAGGAGGGAAAGAUGCAUUUGGGUGUGUGCUUGCAGAUCUCACGGAGGAAUGUCCUUUGACGAAGGAGAGAAGUUACAAGUACAGGCUCUGCGCCUACUGCGGCAGUGGUCUGAAAUUCAUCAUCGUCUGUUUCGUUGCGCUGACCAUCGCCAUCACGACGAUGCUGGUGCUGCAAAUUCUUUAUACGGAAAGUAUACCGCAGAGCGGUCUGCACGGCGUUCAUGGGGCAGUCGCCACGGAUUACUCCAAUUGUUCCCAAAUCGGCACCAAGAUACUAGCGAGACUAGGCAACGCGGUCGAUGCCGCGGUGGCAGCGACCGUUUGCAUGGCCGUAGUAGCGCCUCACAAGACUGGCCUCGGCGGAGGGGGUUACAUAAUGAUAUACAAUUACAAGAAUUACACUCGACCGAUUGUCAUUGACUUUGCGAGUAACACGACCACAGGUUUCUUUGCCAAGGCCGGAAUACGUUUGCCAGCUCUACUGAAGGGAUUGGAGUUCGCUCAAAGAUUAUACGGCAAUUUACCGUGGCGCGAUGUCGUAGAACCUACCGUUGAGCUAGCCCGAGAAGGAUUUGUCAUAUCCAAGGAUCUCGCGGACGAAGUGUCGAGGAAUACGGAAUACGAGAUAUUUUACGCCGGCCCGUUGAAUCCAGGCGACAGAUUGCAACUGGACGACCUCACGAGGACGUUGGACAUUGUAGCACGUUAUGGUGCAACAGCGUUAUAUAACGGUACCUUGUCUCGUGAAAUUUUACAAAACGCCACUCUCCGUGAAAAAUUACUGCAACAGUUGGCGAGUUACGAACCUACUGUAACGACGGCGGAGAGCUCAAUAUUGCAUCGUCAUACAAUUUAUUAUCCGCUACACGCGUCUUUCAUGCGAGAGAUAAUCGAGGCACUGGAAGACCUUCCGAUUUCGGCAGAGAAUGCGUCCGCUAUAGAAUCUCAAGCUCUCGUUGCUCAGACGUUGAUGCGCGUGUCUUUACAGUUUUCUCAAAACUUGCAACCUGACGUAAAAAGAGAAACGUACACCGGAGUUAUGGCAAUGGAUUGGCAAGACACCUACGUUAGCAUUUUAUCGUUAGUAGCAAACAUCAAUUACGCUUGCCAUCUACAGUAAAACUCCGUUUAUAUUAUUAUUUUUAUAUUUGUAUCCGAA
Messenger RNA from Wasmannia auropunctata (little fire ant), 1217 nucleotides. Its product is annotated as gamma-glutamyltransferase 7-like. The transcript is spliced from 6 exons. Gene Ontology annotation, biological process: glutathione catabolic process. Bases 48 to 1178 code for a protein of 376 amino acids. NCBI's taxonomy places the organism in Eukaryota, Metazoa, Arthropoda, Insecta, Hymenoptera, Formicidae. The record is from RefSeq and is a predicted model, not a curated record. Gene Ontology annotation, cellular component: plasma membrane. Gene Ontology annotation, molecular function: glutathione gamma-glutamate hydrolase.